Molecule: messenger RNA, 1668 nt
Organism: Closterium sp. Naga37s-1
Lineage: Eukaryota; Viridiplantae; Streptophyta; Zygnematophyceae; Desmidiales; Closteriaceae
Source: the annotation of a GenBank genome assembly
AUGGAGCGAUGGUCCGCGGACGAGGCGCGCGCGCUGAUCGCGCUGCGGGAACGCGUGGAGCGCGAAACGAGUCGGUCGAUCAACGCCAAGGCCGGCAACGCCAGUGAUGAUGACGAGGAGGAUGGCGGGGCGGUGGAUUUUGGCGGGAAGCGCAUGUGGGAGUGGGUUUCGACCGAGAUGAAGAAGCAGGGGUAUCAGCGAUCCAUGGUGCAAUGCAAGGCCAAGUGGACCGUGCUCUUCAACCGAUACAAGGUGAUCCGUUGUGCUAGCAACGCUACUAACGAGAAAUUCCCUAUUUCCCCUCCUCCCCUCCCCCCCCCCCCCCCCUCCCCCCCCCCCUCCCCCUUUGCCCCGUCCCCUCUUCCCCAAUCUCUUUCCCUCUCCCCAAUUCCCUCCACCCCCCCAUUCAGAGCACGGAGCUAUCGAGUGGCAGGGCAAGGCGUGUCCGUUCUCAGACGAACUCACAGCCAUCUUCAAGCUGCGCGCCGAGCAGGUCGUGAAUGCAACCCCUUCCAACAUCCCUCUCUCCCCCCUCCUCCUCCCCCAACAUACCUCUCCCCCCCCACCCCCUUGGAGUUGUCAGUGCGGCAGGGCAAGGCGUGUCCGUUCUCAGACGAGCUCACAGCCAUCUUCAAGCUGCGCGCCGAGCAGGCCGUGCAUGCACUGCAACCCCUCCCCACAUCCUCUCUCCCCUCCCCUCCCCUCCCCCCCCUCAUACCUCUCUCCCCCUUUCCCCGUUCCUGCCAGAGCAUGGAGCUGUCAGAGAGGCAGGGCAAGGCGUGUCCGUUCUUUGACGAGCUCACAAGCAUGGAGCUGUCAGAGAGGCAGGGCAAGGCGUGUCCGUUCUUUGACGAGCUAACCGUCAUCUUUAAAAUCCGCGCCGAGCAGGCUGCUCGAGUGGCCGCCCUGGGCCAUGGCGUCGUGGACACCAGACCUGCAGGCUCGGCGGGCGCCGGACCUGCAGGCUCGUCACGGGCUGCUGCGGGAGGGGGUUCGUUGUUUGGCUCGGAUAGCUUGUUUGGGAUGCAGGGGGAGGACGUGGAGGGGGAGGAAGGCGGGGAGGAGGAGGAAGAGGAGGAAGAAGAGGAGGAGGAGGGCGGGGACGGGGAGGGAGACGAUGGGGAGGAGGAAUGGGAGGAGGGAGAUGCAGCCGGCAAGAAGCGGAAGAGAGGAAGCAAGGGGGGAAAGGCGGGGGGGAGGGGAAGGCGUGGCAGAGCAGGGGCAAGCGCAGCAGGCAGAGGCGCAGGGAGGACGCGAGUGGACACGAGGGGGGAUGCUGAGAAGGAGGGCUUGCGGAGAAAGCUGGGUGAGGGGUGGCUAGGGAUGAAGGUAGAUAAGAAGCGGUUGGAUAAGAUGUGGGAGGUGCAGGGGGAGUUAUUGCAGCAGCAUGCCCUGCUGGAGGGGCAGUGGGGCGAUGAGGGCGAGCGGGUGGAGGAGAGGGGGAAGGAGAGAGGCGAGGCUUGGAUUGAGCGGCUGGAGCAGCAGGAGAAGCGACGACUGGCUGAAGAUGUGAAGUGGCGCGAGGUAGUGAUGGGGGGAGGGAAUGGGUGUUGCAUGGAUCUCAGAUAUGAUCAAGCUCUUGCUCUUGUUUGCUUGGCCGAAUCGUGGAUUGAGAGGUUGGGGGAGCAGGAGAAGAGGCGACUGGCUGAAGACGUUAAUUUGGCGUGA